AUGCCCAGCUCCCUUACCAACGCCAAUGGCGAACAUAGCAUCGUCGAGCUCUUCAUCCCGGUCCCAGAGGAAUUAUCACGAGAGAAUUCAUUCAGACGGCACAUUGCGACUCGCAACUUCUUCGCCUUCCUUCUGGGUAAACCACUCGUAGGCGAUCAUAUGGGCCAAGCAUUCGUAGACGUCCAGGAACGUUUACACCACUUCCGUCCAAGUCAUCCAAACAACCACCAAGACUUUCUGGACUACGCUGAGAACCAAGGGUACCGGGAUCUGGUGGAGUGCACGGACUAUGCUCUUGCAAGCCUCUACUACGCAGAGCAUUUCAAACUUAGAGACAUCUGGGUCGAUGCAUUUGCCCAUUGCGUCGGUAUGAGCGACAGCUUAGUUCUCAGUCCGGAAUACGUUCUGACUUCGAAGCUCACCAAAGCAUUGAUCACCCGCGCACAUCUCGAAGUUGACGGCCAUCUCGGGCGCGUAUCGACCGCACUGAGCAGGUUUCUACAGGAAGACCUCUCGCCGACUCACCUCGGAUUGACGGACGGCGCCAGGAGCCAUCUCGACCGGUUCCGCCGCUUCUUGCAUACCUUCUACGUGGACAAAUUUGGCUACUGGCCACCACCACGGGGUGCCGCUUUCCCGAAAGCUCUGUACAAGUCUAUGUACUAUGACUUCCAGAACCUGUACGACUACCUCGUAGACACCGACUCGACUGCCGAUAUCUCCUCCCAAAGACCAGCUAGCGGUGGUAUCUGUGUCUUGCAGAACAUUGCAACGUUCGAUCAACGACAUGGCUUCAAGUCUCAGCCGCACCCGUUACCUCUCCUACCAACAUACACUUCGCCACUGAAGAGAACAAAUUCCCAGAAAACGAACUCUCAAAAGGCCUUGAGACAACUGGUCCUGGCCUCGCAGUAUAACAAAUCGCAUGUACAGGAUACCAUGCAUGGUGCUCUAGCAGCGGCAACGAACGUUCUGGAGCCCAGUGCGAUGGAGUCCAACAUCGUGCAGGCAUAUAUCCACUUUGAGAAGGCGCAUGCUACCAGCCCCAGUCAACGCCAGGGUAAGGUAUCAGCAACAGAUGCGCGUAAAGUCAGGUGGCUCUUGAUCUAUGGCACUCUGCAGUAUCUUGUGUCCGCUCUGAGGGCGCCAAAAGAAGUUCGCGAUACUGAAAGCCCGGAGUACGCUUUGUGCUACGUUGCGGAGCCCACCUCGACUACCAAUAGCGUUGCUACGACUCCUUUGGCGUCACCUCCAGUUAAGGCGCCAGUGGCCAUCGACGAAGGUCUUGAUGAAUCUCAAAGCAGUCUAUAUUCGAUAGAGCCAGACUGCCAGAGGGAAGAUUACUUUACGCCGCAAAACAUGAGUCGACGUGGAUCCAUGGAGUCCCCUAAAGCCGAGUUUGAGUUUGGUUUCGAGAAGGACAAGUCAGAAGUAACUCAUGAUGUCCAUGAGCUCUCCCAAGUCGACUCGACCAUUGGCAUGGCUGUCUCCACUCCGCCGUCGCCCACCCGACCCCGUAUGAACCUGUUUCCCGACACACGACCCACUUUCACUGCCGAAGAGGCACGCGCUCUCAUAGCCGACAAGAGGCCCAAUCUUCCGUAUCGAAACAGAUCCAAAUCUACCUCCUCAGUCUUGGAUAAUACCACAUCGCCGGCGAAAGAUUCAAGGUUCUCCACGCCUGUGAGCACGACACCCACCGGCUACUGGGAGCAAUACAAAGCUACUCUCACACAACAAAAAGCACGAUCCAAUCCUGGAUCACCGACAGGCACUACUUCGCCAUCCAUGGCCAAGAUUCCGACCGCUUUCAAAGCGCCCUUCUCGCGACUCAGACCCCGCAAUGAGGAAGACCGCGGCGUCAAGACAGAGCGCCGAUUGUCAACUCUUUGGCGACACUAA
Molecule: messenger RNA, 1902 nt
Organism: Alternaria infectoria
Lineage: Eukaryota; Fungi; Ascomycota; Dothideomycetes; Pleosporales; Pleosporaceae
Exons: 3
Coding region: 1-1902 (633 amino acids)
Source: RefSeq, a predicted model, not a curated record